AUGGCGCGGGACCCGGCCUUCGUGCUGCGCUACCUGGCCGAGGUGGAGGAGCUGGCCGAGGACGUGCUGGCGGCGCGGCAGCAGAUCGUGGACCUGGACGUGAAGCGGAACCGGAACCGCGAGGCCCUGCGGGCGCUGCAGAAGGAGCCGGAGCCCGACGGCAAGGCCAUGGUCUGCUUCGGGAACAUGUUCAUCGAGCUCCCAAAGGCACAGACCAAGGAGAUGCUGCAGAAGGACCAGGAACAUCUGGAUGAGGAGAUAAACAACCUCCGGAAAGAGCUGCGCGUGAAGGUCAACCGCCUCUUCGAAGCUCAAGGUAAACCUGAGCUGAAGGGAUUUAACCUGAACCCCAUGACUGCCGAGGAAAUGAAGCUGAUCAACCGCAUCCUGGAGGGCUGAGGUGGCCGUGCCAUUGUCACGGCACAUAUUCGGGCUGUCACCCUUGGAGCUCACACUGCAAUAGCUGCAGCCUUUGGGGUCUGCAGGAGGACAUCGGUGUGCCUGGAGCCCGCCUCGGGUGAGGUGCCUGGGAAGCGUUUGGCUCCUCAGCUACGACGCUGCAGUUUCCUUGGAUCACGAACCCUUUCCUGCUCCUUGCUGCAGCCCGGGUGGCGGAGCUGCGCGGAGGCACGGGCUGGGAGGUAGCACUGGGCAAACGCCCGUGGCCGUGGUGGAAGCAGGUUUAUUAAAAUCAGAGCAGCGGGGCA
Molecule: messenger RNA, 707 nt
Organism: Gavia stellata (red-throated loon)
Lineage: Eukaryota; Metazoa; Chordata; Aves; Gaviiformes; Gaviidae
Gene: PDRG1
Product: p53 and DNA damage regulated 1
Exons: 5
Coding region: 1-399 (132 amino acids)
Biological process (GO): protein folding
Cellular component (GO): prefoldin complex
Source: RefSeq, a predicted model, not a curated record